CGCAUACGGGUGAAAGAAGGCUUUGAUCAUUGUGAUGAGAAUGCCCUGUCUCUGACAUUCCUCAAUGCCAUGUCUGCGAAUCAACUUCAUCCGCUACAUCCCUUAUAACUCCACAAAGAGGAAAUCAACCGCAGUAACUCUCCGCGGGUUUCAAACCGCAACCAUGUCGACCACGACAACGACAGCACCGUCGCCGUCACCGCGCAAGCCCAUGCCUUCCGCAUUGACAUUUAACCUCGAUGCAAAAUGCUCGACAACCAAAGCCCGCGCAAGUACCCUACACCUCCCUCAUGGUGCCGUCAAGCUUCCCAUUUUCAUGCCAGUUGCAACACAGGCGUCCCUGAAGGGCCUCACAUAUGACCAGCUGAAAGAUACUGGAUGCAUGCUGUGUUUAAAUAAUACAUAUCAUCUGGGUUUGAAGCCUGGACAGGCCGUGCUUGAUGAAGUGGGCGGUGCGCAUAAACUGCAGGGAUGGGAUAGAAACAUUCUAACGGAUAGUGGGGGGUUUCAAAUGGUUUCCCUGCUCAAACUGGCCAGGGUUACAGAGGAAGGUGUGCGCUUUCUCAGUCCCCAUGAUGGAACUCCUAUGCUUCUUACUCCUGAGCAUUCUAUUUCUUUACAAAAUUCCAUCGGGUCGGAUAUUAUGAUGCAGCUGGAUGACGUGAUUGCCACAACUUGCCCGGAUAUUGAGAGGAUGCAAGAGGCGAUGGAACGCUCUGUUCGAUGGCUGGACCGUUGUAUUGCUGCACAUAAGUACCCGGAGAAGCAGAACCUAUUCUGCAUCAUCCAGGGUGGUCUGGAUUUGGAUCUGCGGCGGAAGUGUUGCGCCGAGAUGGUAGCGCGUGAUACGCCGGGGAUUGCCAUAGGAGGAUUGUCUGGGGGCGAGGCAAAGGAGGAAUUUUGUAAAGUGGUGGACACAUGUACCGGCCUCCUUCCAGAGCGUAAGCCUAGAUAUGUAAUGGGAGUGGGCUAUCCGGAGGAUCUGGUUGUGGCAGUGGCACUUGGUGCGGAUAUGUUCGACUGUGUCUGGCCCACAAGAACAGCACGAUUUGGUAAUGCCAUAACAUCUGCGGGAAACCUGAACCUCCGUAACUCGUCUUAUGCCACGGACUUCGGGCCGGUGGAGGUUGGCUGUACUUGCACUUGCUGUCUGCCUACGGAUCAAGGUGGUAUGGGCAUUACAAGAGCCUAUAUCCAUCAUCUAACAGCAAAAGAGACUGUCGGUGCUCACCUGCUUUCAAUCCAUAAUGUCCAUCACCUUCUAUCUUUGAUGGGAUCCGCCCGACAAGCCAUUCUAGAAGAUCGAUAUCCCGAGUUUCUGCGACAGUUCUUCAGCAACCUCUAUAAAGGUGACAAGUUGAAGUAUCCUAAAUGGGCGGUAGAAGCCCUCCGCGGCGUCGGAGUGGACCUGUUGGCGUAGGGAGCGGGAACCAAUCAUAUGAGCAUGUCGUUUGCAUUUGCGGUUGGAAGCGAAGACCUGCCCUUAUUUUGGGUUGUCCAUUUCUAUAUACAUUGUGGACUUGGUUGAGGCGCAAUAUUCUCGCCUAGCGACUGAUGUGUUUACACUGUUACGUUCGAAAUAGACUUCUUCUAGAUUAUCUAUGGUUUACUUGGACAAGUUGCGCCGAAUGCCUCUGGCUUUCAUUAUUCUAUGAGA
This is a messenger RNA of Monascus purpureus, 1657 nucleotides long. NCBI's taxonomy places the organism in Eukaryota, Fungi, Ascomycota, Eurotiomycetes, Eurotiales, Aspergillaceae. The record is from the annotation of a GenBank genome assembly.